AUGGAGGAAGCCGGAUCAAACGGCUCAGAAAGAUCGGAUGGUGACAGGCAGCUCCUCGUCGUCCAGGACAUCGCGGCGGUGCUCUUCCCGGCCACCGAGUGCGUCCUCGGCAGGGACGACGACCUCGUCCUCCUCGUCGAGUCUUUGCCCGCCAAGCUCACGGCGCGAUCGACGGCCUCGAGGCCUUCGCCGCAGGCGCCGUGGGGCACCCGCUGGGGCACGGCGGUGGUGGCGGCCGAGCACGGGGGAGCUCCCCAUCCCAUCCACUGUCUUCCGCUUCGGCCUAGCUCGCCCUCCGCUGCUCUGCCCGCGGCCGUGCUCGCUCGCCGCCCCUCCGCCGCCGCGCUCGCCCUCCGCUGCUUUGCCCACUGCUGCACUCACCCGCCGCCGCUCCUCCGCCGCGCUUGCAUAUUUUUUGUUAGUGGCUGGUUGCAGGAAGCAGGCUAUGAGCUACUCCUAUGGGCUCGGAAGGAACUCGAGAACUUGGAGGUUGUCACGGCGGACGACGGCGGCAGUGGCGAUGGCAACACCGUUACCGUGCAUGGCGACAAGGCUCCCGUUGAUGGCAAAGGAGAGGCAGCGACUCCGGCGAAACGCGCCGACGUAUCAGGUGGCCAAGAAUGCGGCGUGGUCCGCGUGGAGGAUGUACAGCGGGUGGAGACGCCAGCUGCAGAGAUCACGAAUGCCAUGAAGGACACGGAGAUCGUGAAGAAUAAGGACCAGGAGAGAGGAGGCAGCGAGAGGGAAGAAGAGGAGACUGUUGCCAUGGCCGGCACGGGGAGCAGGGAGGAAGCAUCUCUUCGAUACAGCAUGGAAAUAGGGGAACCUCCUUACCGGCGGGAGCGGCGGGACGGCGGGUGCGCUUGCACUAACUCGUGGCCGCGGCGGGUCAGGAAGGCAGGCGACGCUGCCGGUCGCUGGGCUGCGGCGGCGGAUGGAGUCGCGUCGUCGGUAACCGCUGGCGGGCGCGGGCGGCGAAGGGCGAUGGAGGAAAAGGGGAGAGAAUGA
This is a messenger RNA of Oryza sativa Japonica Group (Japanese rice), 1008 nucleotides long. The record is from RefSeq and is a predicted model, not a curated record. Lineage: Eukaryota; Viridiplantae; Streptophyta; Magnoliopsida; Poales; Poaceae.